Messenger RNA from Eupeodes corollae, 3132 nucleotides. RefSeq names its product VPS35 endosomal protein sorting factor-like. The transcript has 16 exons. Bases 147 to 3044 code for a protein of 965 amino acids. Lineage: Eukaryota; Metazoa; Arthropoda; Insecta; Diptera; Syrphidae. Gene Ontology annotation, biological process: endocytic recycling. Gene Ontology annotation, cellular component: endosome. The record is from RefSeq and is a predicted model, not a curated record.
AUGACAGAAAGGGGGAGAAAAUAAACUGAUUUUCAAAUGUCAAAAAUGCUUUAAAUGUUUACGAGGUGUCGUGAUCUGUCGUAUUAUUGUUGAUAGAAAGUUGAUUAAAAAAUAUAAAAGAAAAACUAAGUGAUAACUAAUCAUCAAUGGCAUCAGACUGGCAGUGUGUCCCAAAAGACUACGAAAUCAAUAAAAACGUCCUCCAAGGGUACUUCACUUAUGAGCAUCCCUUAAAGCAAAUGACGGUUAUAGAAAGUAAAGGAACUCGAAGAUCAGGCAAUGGAAGUUUGUCGAGUAGUCGGACUUCAUCUACUUUGUCACUCAUCGAUCCGUUGGGAAUGGCAUUGGAUGGAUCAGAUCCACUUUCUCAAUUUGCCCGACAAGAGCAGGAACUAAUGGAUCCCUUGUCACAAAUGGCUACAGAUUAUGAGACCUCCUUUAAAAAGACCAAAAAACGUGAAAAAGAUCGCCACAGUGAUGAGGAAAUAAUGAAUUGGAAUGUAAAGCGUUUAGGAAUUUUAAACAAAUACAUUACCUCCGAAAAGCUGUCAAUAUCUACAAGCUUUUUGACGGGAGGGGAAUUAAUCAAAGCUCAAACAAUUGUGUCGGAUAAGGUGAAAUAUCGUCUAGAACAGCUUGAUGACUUUGAGGAUGGUUCUAUGAGACACAUGAUGAAUUUGACUCAACAAGAGUAUAUUCUUCGCAUAGAACAACUCAAUCAGGAGCUAGUUCAAUCAUGGAAUGGUGACCAAAGAGUAAAAGCCUUAAAGAUUGCAAUUCAAUGUGCCAAAAUGUUGGCUGACACUUCGGUGUUGCAGUUUUAUCCAAGCCAAUUUGUGUUGAUCACUGAUAUUCUGGAUAUUUUUGGAAAGCUAGUCUUUGAGAGGUUGCGUUCUAAAGCCGAUUGUGCCGAGCAAGGAAAACGAAUUGUAACAGAUAAAUUUUCACACGAAACAAUGCGAGAGAAUGCAAAAGAAACCUGUCAAAAUUGGUUUUUCAAAAUUGCUUCAAUUAGAGAACUUUUACCUAGGAUCUAUGUUGAAAUGGCAAUUCUUAAAUGCUAUAGUUUCAUUUCACAAAAUGAGUAUGGACAAGCUUUGAUGAGAAUAACUAAGAUGAUACGCGGAAUUGGGGAUCCAUUAGUGGCCACUUACGCCAGAUGUUACUUGUUGCGUGUUGGCCUCACAAUAUCUGUUGAAAAAACUUAUAUUAAAGAAAAUUUUAGUGAUUUCUUGGCUGUAUACCAUACCAUUUUCAAUGGUAAUAUACGUUCAGAAAUUAAUCGCCAGCGAAUUGAUAUGACAAUCUAUUUGUCACUCUAUACACCUGCUUUAGAUUGGAUACUUCAAGCGCUUGUUAGAAAGUCUGAUGAAUAUUGUGAUGAAAUUUUAAAGAAAUGUAAAGAUACUAAAAACAAUGGUCUACUGCAAAUAUCAAUGCUCAAUUCAUUGAAACCCGAAUUUAUUGCCAUCAAUGCCUUGGAGUUUGUCAAUAUUAUAUCGAAUUCGUCAACAGAAGGCAUCUCUAAAGGUCAGCUAUUUCGAGCUUUAGGAAAUAAUUUGAAUAAAUGCCCUCCAUCGGCAGAAAACAAGGAAGCUAUUUACAACAAUGCAUUUACUACUAUCAAUACAUUCACACAACCAACUGAGUAUAUAAAUUGUGUAGAAAUGUGGGCACAAUUUACUGUGGAGCAUUUUCCAAUGAGAGAUGUUAACAAUCUUCUUGGUGAAAUCAAAAUCAGAAUGAAUCAAAAUAAAGCUUAUGAAAACCAUUAUCCUCAACUACAAUCGAUUGUAGAGAAAAUUGUUAGGCAUUGCAAGGAAUUUGAAAUUCUCUUAACAUUGGAUAAUUUUCUACCCGUCUUAGACCUUUUCAAAAAAGAAUCAACAAAAAUUGACGUUUGCAAACAUAUUAUGACGACGUAUAAGAAUAAUGUUGAGACUACAACUUCGGAUGCAGUUGUUAGCAACGCGCUAAUGUAUAUUUGUAGAGUCUUAAACGAUUCAGUAACAGCUCUAACAGUGGAAGAUGAACGUCGUCAAAUCGGCAGUCUUAUAUCGAAUUUUGUCAAAAACGUUAAUUAUGGACGAGACUUCGAACAGCAGCUAACAUUUUAUGUUGAGUCAAGAGCUGCAUUUCCCAAUCUAGACGCAGUAAUUACAACCUUAGUGCAUUCCGUCAACAAGCUUGCAAUUGAAACACGAACCGUCAUUAACGGACAGCAUACUCGAAAAACAGCAGCAUUUGUUAAGGCAUGUGCUGCUUAUUGUUUCAUCACCAUUCCUAGUAUAGCAUCAGUUGCCACACAAAUGGAUUUAUAUCUUCUAAGUGGACAGGUUGCUUUAUUAAAUGUAUGCCUUGGACAAGCUGAUGCUUGUUUUGAAACUGCUCUCCAGCUUGUUGCCGAACUUCCACGCACAAUUGAAAUCGAAGGAAAACUCAAGAGUACAGAGGGAUAUUUAGUUUCAUAUCUGUGCAAUAUGCUAUCAACAUUGAUAGUUGUUCCAGAUAGUCCAGAACAAGGAGUGCUUUAUUUGCUUCGAUUACUUCUUGACGUUCUAAAAAAGUUCCCCUUCGACUUGCACAGUAUUGGACCAGUAACUGUCUAUUUGCAUGCAUUGGAUAUGUUAUAUAUUGAGAGUUUGGAUUCCUUUCCAUAUCACAUUCCGAAUGUUGUUUCUAACGACGGCCUCUAUGGCGGUGAUUUGAAAUUUAUAACUGAAGUAAAUUGCAUGUGUGCACAAAUAGUUGAACAUAUUCUAAGUCAAUUAAAAUCACUCGGAUUCGCCAAUCAAUUGAAAGCUCAAUCGACUUUGGCUUUGGAGCUUCUAUUGCGAAUAAUACGUUAUGCAGAUAUUACCAGAGAAAAAACCUUUGCUCUUGCUGUUAAUUUAUGGAAUCUAGCCAUCAAACAUGAAGGAAAUGCUGAACCAAAAACUAUUGCAAUGACAAUUAAAUGUCUUGAAGAUGUUAAAAAUCUGACCGCUAACGAAAGCCGAUCUCAAAAACUAAAUGAACUGCUUAUUCGAAUGAAGACAAAAUAAUUUAUUUUAAAGAAAAUAAAGUAUAUUAUUAUUAUUAUAUAUAUUAUAAAUAAACGAACAAAAACGCAAUAAAAACCAUCACAAAAUG